AUGUCAAGUUCGACUCACCCAACACCAAGUUCAUCAAACAUCCAAACCCUCUUGACCGAAUUCUCAUCCAACAUAGAUACAUCUUUAAUCUAUGCAAUCUCAUCAGAUUAUCCAGAAACCGAACAAGGAUUAAGAUCAUCAAGAGAAAUCCUGAUUGGAUUAUCAAAAGAAGUUCAAACCCAUCAAGAAUCAGUAGAAGAAAUAAACAUCGGGUUAGGUUUAAAUGAAACAGAUGAUAGGCAAAUGGAUCAGGUUUUAGAUGCUUGGGAUCUUGAACAAACUCAAAUUGAUUUAGCUUCAUCUAAGGCGGAUUUCGAAUCGGAUGAAAGUAGUAGUAGUUGUACGACGGUUCUUGAAGAUGGAUCUCAGAUUAUCAAUUCUGAUGACGAUCAAGAGACAUCCAGUAACCUUUCAAAACCAGAUGAUUCUCCAAUCGGUUUAUUGAAAUGUAUGUUCCCAUCUUUAGCUAUAGAUGUUUUACAAGAUGCAUUAGGUUCGGAUACAAGUUUGGUGGAUUUAUCAGUAGCAGUUGAUAGUUUAUUACAAACUCAUUCGAUCCCAUUCGAAACGAUCAACACAUCAGACAACUUAGAUCAGAGUAGAUCACAUCCUAUUCCUAAAAAGAUUUCACCUAAACGAAAACCACAACCUAACAAGAAAGGAUUCCAAACGAUUCAUCUAACUGAUGUGAUGCGUGGAGACGAACGAGAAAGGAUCAAUGAAGCGAAAAAGAAAGCAGAAGAAGAUGGACCGAAUGGGAUUCCCGAAAACAAAUGGGUGAUCUUAGCCAGUCAAACAGAUUUCUUAGCCGAUUUAUUAAAGAUUGAUCCAUCGAAGAUCAAAACCGCUUAUCUUCGUCAUCAUUGUAAUUUAGUUUUAGCAUUAGAAGAAGUUUUGAAUAAGUUGGUUAUCGAAAGAAGUGAAUUGAUCAAAGCUUUUUCGGAAGAUGAGUUGGUUAGGUUUACAUCUAAUUUGGAAACUUUUCAACAACUCUUACCUGAUCGAGAUCAACUUUUCUUAAAUCGAUUCUUGGUUGUCACUUUUAAUGAUCCUGAUUCGGCUUUUGAUUUGAUACGAUUCUUGGAUGAAUUAUUCAUAAGUGAAGGGACUACGAUCUGGAACCUUUUUCAUCGUUUACCAAUUCAUCAAACCGGAUCAGAUCAGAAACUUAUUGAAUCGGAUCAAUCAUCUGGAUUUCAUCAAGUUUCUUCAUCAAAACCUAACCGAAGCUUGGUUGGAACACGAAACCAAAUGGGCACAGAUCCGAUCCAUCGGGUAUCAGAAACAACUUGUAUUUCAAAAGCAUCACAUUAUCGUCAGUUACGAGACCAUGCCUUUCGUCAAGCAGCUCAAGCUUAUCAAACAAGUCGAUCGAUCCAGAGCAGAAGAGGUGGUGCAUUAGUUUAUGCAGAAGAAGGUCGAAAGUAUGAUUUGAAAGCAAAGUAUUGGGAACUAGAAGCUGGGAAAGCUAAAGUGAGAGAAAGAACCGUUCUUGAUCCUGGUCCGGCUGGGAUGGCUAGAAGUGUUGAUUUGCAUGGGUUAAGUAGGAUUCAAGCUUUGGCUGUCACACGUGAUUUUUUGAAUCGUUGGGAAUCUAGUCAUGAGAAACCUUCACAAAACUCGCCUUUGUUGAUCAUCACUGGAGCCGGUAAACAUUCUUAUAAAUCUACGCCUGUUUUGUUACCUGCUAUCACGAGAUGUAAAUCUUUUUUUUUGUUGGAUUGGAUUUGA
Molecule: messenger RNA, 1731 nt
Organism: Melampsora larici-populina 98AG31
Lineage: Eukaryota; Fungi; Basidiomycota; Pucciniomycetes; Pucciniales; Melampsoraceae
Exons: 2
Coding region: 1-1731 (576 amino acids)
Source: RefSeq, a predicted model, not a curated record